AUGUUGGCUAGCAAGCUAGGAAUCGAGCAAGUUGCUGACCAGCUGAACGGGAAGCGCGUAUUGAUGCGCGUAGAUUUCAAUGUGCCGCUGAAAGACGGCAGAGUAUCAGACAACACGCGAGUAGUAGCGACGAUACCGACGAUAAAAUACGCAUUAGAUCACGGAGCAAAGGCAGUAAUAUUAAUAUCUCAUUGCGGUCGUCCAGAUGGUAGAAGACAAGAGAAAUAUAGUUUAAAGCCUGUUGUACCUGUCUUAGAGCAAGAACUCAAGAAAGCAGGUAUUGAUAAACAAGUUCAAUUUGUUAAUGAUUGUGUCGGCGAAGAAGCAGAACAAGCUUCAGCACAAGCUUCUAAUGGACAUAUUAUUCUUCUUGAGAACCUUCGAUUUCAUAUCGAAGAAGAAGGCAAAGGAGAAGAUGAAAACGGCAAUAAAGUUAAAGCAGACCCAAAGAAAGUUGAAGCAUUCAGAGCUUCUCUUACAAAGCUGGGCGACAUCUUUAUAAACGAUGCCUUUGGUACUGCGCAUCGAGCGCAUGCAUCGAUGGUCGGCGUUAAUCUGCCGACGCGUGCAGCAGGUUUAUUGAUGAAAAAAGAAUUAGAUUACUUCGCAAAGGCGCUUGAAAACCCUCAAAAGCCUUUCCUAGCUAUUCUUGGAGGAGCAAAAGUUAAAGACAAGAUUCAGCUUAUCAAAAAUCUUCUCUCAAAGGUUGAUAUGAUGAUAAUAGCCGGAGGCAUGGCGUUUACUUUCAAGAAGGUAUUAUCAGGAAUGAACAUCGGUGCAUCUUUAUAUGAUGAAGAGGGGGCGAAGAUAGUAAAGGAUAUAAUGAGUGAAGCAGCAGCUAAGAAUGUAGAGAUACUGCUUCCUUCCGACUUUGUUUGUGCUGAUAAAUUUAGUAAUGAUGCUCAAACUCAAAUUCGUACAGAUGCACAAGGCAUUGAAGAGCCCUGGAUGGGUCUUGAUGUCGGUCCUAAGACAAUUGAAGAAGCAAAGCAGAUGAUAAUGAAAGCGAAGACAAUAGUCUGGAACGGCCCCCCGGGUGUAUUUGAGAUGCCUUCAUUCUCAAAAGGCUCUUCAGCAUUUGUAGAUGCUGUUGUAGCAGCAACAAAAGCAGGUUCAAUAUCAAUUGUAGGAGGCGGUGAUACAGCUUCUUUAGUCGAACAAAACAAGAAAACUUCGCUAAUGAGUCAUGUCUCUACAGGAGGCGGUGCUUCUCUUGAAUUGUUAGAAGGUAAAGAGCUGCCAGGUGUAGCUGCUUUAUCUAGCAAAUAA
This is a messenger RNA of Eimeria acervulina, 1269 nucleotides long. RefSeq names its product phosphoglycerate kinase, putative. The record is from RefSeq and is a predicted model, not a curated record. The coding region runs from base 1 to 1269 and encodes 422 amino acids. NCBI's taxonomy places the organism in Eukaryota, Apicomplexa, Conoidasida, Eucoccidiorida, Eimeriidae. Gene Ontology annotation, molecular function: ADP binding; ATP binding; phosphoglycerate kinase activity. The transcript has 5 exons. Gene Ontology annotation, biological process: glycolytic process; gluconeogenesis. Gene Ontology annotation, cellular component: cytosol.